Bradysia coprophila is the source of this 2592-nucleotide messenger RNA. RefSeq names its product T-box protein H15-like. Gene Ontology annotation, cellular component: chromatin; nucleus. NCBI's taxonomy places the organism in Eukaryota, Metazoa, Arthropoda, Insecta, Diptera, Sciaridae. The record is from RefSeq and is a predicted model, not a curated record. Gene Ontology annotation, molecular function: RNA polymerase II cis-regulatory region sequence-specific DNA binding; DNA-binding transcription factor activity, RNA polymerase II-specific. Gene Ontology annotation, biological process: regulation of transcription by RNA polymerase II; cell fate specification; positive regulation of DNA-templated transcription.
UUUCACUCCACAUUAUAUUCAACGACGGAGGUAAUCAGAAAAGGUCUCGACACAUUUCAUGAAAACUAGCUUUCGAGAUCAGUUUGCAAUUGUUUGCCUUUAGGCUCGCACUCGAUAUAGCUUGCAAAACUGACUUUUUUGUUGUUCUUGGCCGUAACGAGAACCUUGUAUGAAACGUCGCGAUAUAUGUUCGAUACUCUGCUCUGUGUUUCAUUUUCUUUUCUUUUUUUGGGAAACGGAAAGAGCUUUGAAAUAAUUUUCGGUAUGAACGAUUGACGGUGCUACCGGUUACUAUACAUUCAAUUGUUUCUUUUUGUUGUUGUAUAGUUGUUGUUUUAAAAUUAUGAAUAUUCAGCGAUAUAUGCGAUAUGAGGAUGAAUUUAUGAUAUACGGUGACAUUUUAGCAUAUUAUUUUAGUGGAUAUUUUCGAGGCAUUUCUGAAUAAAAACCCGACAGCAGUUUUCAUUUUAUUGAUUUUGUUUCGGUGUUCGAUGAGUGAAUGUGGAUGACAUUUUGUUGUGAAAAUUAGAAAAUGUUGCUGGGUACACAAAAUCAAAAUCACGCCAAUCUAGCUGCCUCUAAGGGUGGUACAGAUUUUUCAAUAGCUGCCAUAAUGGCACGUGGAGCAUCGAGUCGGGAACCGUCAGAAAGGAGUUUAAGUCCAUUGUCUGUGGAUCGUUCCACAGAAGCUGAUGAUGAUCAUGAAGUUGACGUUGAACAAUGCAGUGACUCAGAAAUGCAGUCACGCACCACUGGAACCUCCCAAAAUUCGCGAACAUCGCCACUGAGUCCAUGUGAUGAUGAUCGACUGUCACCCGAACCGGUGCAGCAAAGACCGGGACUGCUCGGCUCAUGUAACUGUGAUGAAUUAAAACCUGUGCAAUGCCACUUGGAAACGAAGGAGUUAUGGGAUAAAUUUCACGAAUUAGGAACCGAAAUGAUCAUCACCAAAACUGGGAGACGGAUGUUUCCAACCGUACGCGUUUCGUUUUCCGGUCCCCUAAGACAAGCACAACCGCCUGAUCGAUAUGCUGUUCUGUUAGACAUAGUGUCAGUCGAUUGUCGACGUUAUCGGUACGCUUAUCACAGAUCAUCUUGGCUAGUUGCUGGUAAAGCUGAUCCACCGCCACCGGCAAGACUAUACGCUCAUCCAGAUUGUCCGAUCAGUUGCGAUGCAUUGCGUAAGCAAGUGGUGUCUUUUGAGAAAGUUAAACUCACCAACAACGAGAUGGAUAAACAGGGACAGAUCGUUCUAAACUCUAUGCACCGCUACCAACCACGAAUACAUUUGGUUCGACUUGGACCGGGUAAAAGCAUACCAACCACGCCGAAGGAACUGCAAGAGAGCGAACACAAAACGUUCGUGUUCAGCGAAACCGUGUUCACCGCUGUAACUGCCUACCAAAAUCAAUUAAUAACCAAGCUGAAAAUCGACUCAAACCCGUUCGCUAAAGGUUUCAGAGAUUCAUCACGAUUGACGGAUUUUGACCGAGAUCCCAUGGAUGCACUACUCUUAGAACAGCAUCUACGUGCACCAUUACGCCUUUUCCCCGAUCCCAUAAUGACACAAUUUGCACCGCAAGACGCUGACGCUGCCUCAGCUGCACUGUUAGAAAAAGCUCGCCAACAAUUACAAAUGUGGGGUCGAUCACCAUACACCGAACUUCUGCUACCCCAAAUGUAUCAACGGCCAAAUCUGAACGCACUCAAUCUUGGCCUGUGGCAAGGUCAAUGGCCGCCACAAUUGUCUGCCGGUUUUCUGCAAGCCGCAUCACAGAAUCGUACACCACCGCCUGUGUCAUCAACGCCAUCCAGUUCUGGAUCACCGUCGCCAGACAUACGAGCCAAAAGCUUUGCUCGAUUUAGUCCAUAUCAGAUGCCGCCGCAUCAUUCGCAAUCAUCACGAAGUCCGCCAAACAAUUAGCGUGUGAUGAUGAUGAUGAUGAUGCCGGGUGUAUGGUCAUUUAAUAAAAAAAACGAAAUGAAAUUAGGAAGAAACAAAAGUGUAAAUAUUUGUGGCUGUAACUGACUAUUAUAUUGGUAGAAUGAAACAUCAGAAAAAAAUGUUUUUUUUUUUAACAGAGCAAAAUUACUGAAGCAAUUAAAAUUGGUGGCAUUCAAUAACCCAGUGAAUAAAAAUAAUAUAAAUUAAGAAGAAGAACAAACCCGUGAGUGUUACAUAUAUAGUUAGUUUGGCUUGAAAAUGUAAUUAAUUAAACAAAAAAUAAAAGUGGAAAAGUAAGAAUCUUAAAACUAAGGAGAAACAAUAGAGUCGUCAGUAUUAUAAAAUUCGAUUUGUGAAUGUUGUAAAUAUUUUUUCUAAUUUAUUUAAACAAAACGAAAAAUUUAAUUUGAAUUUAUCGGGAGAAGAAACAUCUCCUUGAACAAUAAUAUUGUAUUGAGUUCAAUAAUUUUAAUAAAAAUUUUGUUUCCUACAUUUUUAUGCAAAUGUAUUUGUUUGAGCCUUGACUGUGACCGUAUUUUAUUUUUGAAAAAAAAAACCCUUUGAAUCUGUUGAUGUUUUUAAACACAAAUUAAAAAGAUUUCUGUACUAAAAUUAUGAUAAAUAAUAUAUAAAAUGAAACUGUAAUA